ACAGAGCAGCUACUUGAAGGUUCACCUACGCAUCCACUCAGGCGAGCGACCAUACCGCUGUACCAUCUGCUCCAAGUCCUUUGUGCGGUCUUAUCACUUGAAGACACAUAGGAAAACACACUACCAUGACAGCCCUGAGUUCAAAGCAUUCAUCCUGUACAAUAACUACCAAGGAUGAUAAGUCACAGAAAGGACACCUCCACCACUGUGAUCACUGUGACUAUAAAACCAGAAGACUGUCCGACCUGAAAGCACAUACUAGGGUCCACACAGGUGACAAGCCAUUUCACUGCCCUUCAUGCUCUCUGAGCUUCUCAAAAAAGGGCACUCUUGACUCACACCAGCGUGUCCACACCGGUGAACGGCCAUUUAAAUGCCAUUUGUGCCCUCGGAGCUUCUCACACAGAAACGCUCUAAAGGUUCAUUUGCGCAUCCACUUUGGCGAGCGGCCAUAUCAGUGCCCCUCCUGCUCUCGGACUUUUGCGGAUAAGAGCCAUUUGAAUAUUCACCUACGCAUCCACUCAGCAAAGCUGACUUUGGAAAUCGGCUUUAUGCCACGAGACUGGCCGUACUUUCCACACUACGAAGCUAUCGGCAAGGAUGAUGAAAAUGGAGUCGGUGCCAUUUCCGACAGCGGUGGAUCCUUUGCAUAAAAACACAGCAAACAAGGCAGAAAGAAGGAACCUGGAGGCUCGUGAUGUACAUGUGAUGUCGUUUCUCGUUUCGGAUAUCAGAGAAGGCUAGAAAGAAAUGGGACUGGCAGUCACUAGUAGAGGAAAGGGGGUGUCUGUGUUAGCAGCGAAGCUCGCCUCCUCGCAACAUGGUGACCUCACAUUUCAAUUCCUUCUAUCUCCUUUAAUCAUGAACCAGUUUUAAAGAUUAUUGUGGUAAAAUGCGCCCCCAACGGAUCUUAAAAAGUUCCAGUGUCUAAGCACAAUUUCUGAUAGGGCUCUGUGGGAUGCGUUGGUCUGUACUCAUGUGCACCGGAAAAGCUGACUGCAUAUGGUUUUUAUCCCAGACCAAGAUGAAUUGCUUGUCAACUGCGAAGGUUUGUUUCUGAGAAACCCGUAUAGAUUUCCUUUUGAGUUUCAUACUACAGUCAGGUUGAUGACAACUUUUUCAUUUCAUGUUUUUUAAGUGUAAAGGGGCCCUGUAACACAUUGAUAAAAUCUUUGGUAAAAGAAGGAGCAUAAAUGCUAAUUUCUCAUUGGGGAGUUUGCGGUGCCGGAGUGUUUUACGUUCUAUACUCCAUCUCACAAGUAUCUUGCAGCACUGCCAAAGGUACGAGGCGUACAUAAGCAUUGUAGUUCCAGGCAUAACUGGCUGAUUAUUGGCUGGAAUUAAGAGUUCAGUUUUUGCUCGCUACAUGAUACGGCACAGCGAUAGACGAGAAGAAAGGGAACCGAGGGGCCCGAUUAAUAUUAAUCAUAUCAUAAGAAGCCAACUAACAAUGACACCAAGGAUAGGUGACAUGUUAUGGUCUUUGCGCAUGCACGUCUUAUAUCGAGAAUUCCUGUGGCACUUACCGCCGGUAAUGGUAAUAGCCACCCUGACGGGGGCACUUAUGGAAAAAUGGCAGCACCCAUACAGUGCCGACCACCCGCUUCGGUUUGAAUUCACACUUUCUACUGGCUGUAUGCCCGUCUGAAAGAAACAAGGGGCAAAAUCCGUCAUCGAUAAGUCUCAUCACAAGCUGAGGUCAAAUCAUUAGGUAGGUUUUGUCGUAAUUAUUGAGAUCGGCUGUUUGGUUUAACUGCAGAUGCGGCGCCAAGCCGUAAAACUGGCUUGAUUUAUAGUUAGCAGAUUGUCGCCACACCAUUAGAACUGGUGAUGCAUUGACGAUGAGGAAUGCUAUAAAGGCCUAGGCUGGUAUUUUGUAGCAAUGCCUUUCCGAUGCUAAUGCCUUUUCGUGCUUUCCGCGCCUGGUCAGUGGUCAGAGCGACGGUCCACUCACGUUAUCAGCUGGAUCAGCCGGCCGUGAGCGGUGGAUGAUAAGACUAUCAUAGAAUAAAGCAUAACGCAUCGCUACAAAAUACUGACCCUAAUUGUUCACUGCAUCAUUAAUUUACUACCCCACUCUAGCAUGGUAAGUGGUGGCGGUAGGGAGAAAACGCCAAGUAGAUGCUGAACAGAUGCUGUGACGCAGGUGAACAUUUAGCAGGUUGUUCGCCCUUACCACUUGCUAAGGAGGCAGCAAGGUAACUGCAGGGAAGGCGUAAAGGUGAAGCGAAGCCCCGUUGUCGCAUACAUGUAAACGAAGCUUAGGGUAAUGGCAUCAAAGCACAUUUUGUGUCAAAAUACCAACUAUGAUGGAUGUACAGACAGGAUGCCAAGCAGAGGCUGAACACAGUGCGGAUUAGCACAUCUCAAGGCGCUUUCGGCCUUCCUCUUGGUUAAGAAAUUGUGUAGUUUCCGCAACGCUGCAAGGAACUACUGAGAUAGAGUAUAGUUCUCUCUGACAUUUCGACCACCGCAGCAGGAGGCGACAAGACGUUUCAUAUUCAUCUUCCAUCAGUAACAGAGUGACCAUAUUUCUUUUGAAAGAGGCUGUGUAUUUAGUAUUGUGCCUUGCGGCUGGUCUAAAAGGUUCAUUGUUGGCUACACGUUUGUUCCCUACUUUCUCUGCCGGCAUGUGUAUCACUAGCAGAUAAAGAAUGCUGUAUUCGCAACCUCAUGCACUGUAUAGGAUUUGCAAGAUGUAGAAUAGCUUUUGUUAGUGGGUGCACCUUUGGGAAUUUUCUUUCAUGUGUGUGACUGGUACUUCCAGUUUAUGUUCUUUGGGCAUGAAAAGAUGUGAUCUCUUCUAUUCAUCCCACAUUUUUAUUGCCUUUUGUAUGUAUAAGUCUUCGUUUAGAAUAAUCUUUUUUUUAUUUCUCUGAGCCAUGUUGUUGUCUUCAUGUAUGGAAGCAUUCCUUUACAGCAGUUGAAUGACCUGCCUUCACUAAGAAUUCAGUCUGUUCUGGAGGACUGUAUCAAUCAUUGUGCUUGAUGAGUGCAUUGCUAAUGUUGUUUAUAUGUUUUCUUUUUGUUUGCACUUAUUAUGAUAACCUCUCGUGCAAUCAUUUCUUAAUAAAAAUAAUCUUUUUCUUUUCUGUUUUUAUAGUCUCCUUAGCAUUUUAUUCUCUUUGAUGCUCCAAUAAAAUAUCGUUGAUGGUACUUGCAAGUUUUAUUUCUUAUUGCCAUUGAGUGACUUUGCUAUGACUUAUUCAUAACCAAUGUAAUAUGUGAGCCAGUUCCUAAAUUUCAUGUGUAUUGUUUUCAAUUUUUUUUCAUUCCUACAUUGGUUUAUCUAAGACACUGGCAAAUUUGUCACCACUGCUGUUCCAUGUCUGAUACACAGUUUAUACGAAUGUUUGAAUACCCUGAAAAGCCUUUAGUCUGAAAACCACAUUUUCAGAGCCUUACGUGUUUUAGAACAUUUAUGGGUUCUUAAAAUUUUUGAAGAAUAAUUUUGUGUUAGCAGUAGCUGAAUGAAUAUUCAGACAUGGGGAGAAAAAUAUGUCAGGACUAUGAAAACCUCUUGACAUCUUUAUUCUGAAAGUGGCUUUAAAAACGUUUUGUUGCUUUACUAUGCGUAUCUAUCCUAGGGCACAACGGCAGAAUGUAUUUCACCCGAUGUCAUGAUGAAAUUUUUGCAGUGCCUAGCACCAAAUCCUGUUUUGACGGCUGUGUAGUGAGUCGCAUGUCAUGCUUAUAGUUAACAUGUGGUGGCUCUCAAACACUUGAGGAAUGGUCUCCUUGUAGCCAAAGAGCAUACUGUACCUGGAAAUUGUCAGUGACCGUCGUGCUAUUUAAUGUGGUAAAUAUGACCAUCAAAGGAACUCUUGGGAUACCAAAUACAGUGUUUUAGGUUUUUUGUUAAUGCAAAUUCGAGGUGAAGUUGUUUAUAAAGAGUUUGAUCAGCCUGAACUAGUUCUAGUUUGACCUCUUAUAGGACAACAGAAUAUAUAUCAAGCAUUUUAUCCUUAGGUGCCAGCAGGUAAGUGAAGAAGUGUUUAAUGUUAAACUUGUGAUUACUGUUAAGAACGUAAAGUGUGUUGUUGGCAAAUUUGGGUAUUUUGCCUUGUACAUGCAUUAAAAUGUAAAUUCCAUGUUUAAAGCAACAAUUUAUGUAAUCGCUAAGUAGGAUACAGUUCUUGAAAGUCAUUUGAAAUGGGUACAUAUGUCUCAUCCAAGCCAGCAUGAACCCCGGUGCAAUAUUGAUCUGAAGUUUAAUUUUGACUGAAGCAUGCAAAUGUGUCACCUUUUCAAAAGAUAAUUGUGUGAGAAGCUGGACUAAUCUGUCUGUCCUGUUUUUCAGUUUCCAGAAAGGCUCCCGAAUUGCACUUGUGCCAGUGUCUGACAGCUAACUUCCUGAGCAGCAAUAUUAAUAUAUAGCGUUUGUUUUAUGUUCGUAAACUCUAAAUACUAGCUGUGCAUGGCUCACGGUUCUUGCACCAUAGCAGUAAUACAUUUUUAUGUACCUGAGCUUGUGAACACUUGAACACUGUUUGCUGAGUGACCCAUUUCGCUAUUGGAAAAAGAACAACAGCUCAAGCUGUCAUGAAUUUCAGCGCUCUGGAGACAAGAUACUACAAUGUGUGCAUGAUAGACAAAUGUAACAGGAAACAUGUAAGGCCAAGCAACACAUGAAUACUUAAACAAUAGCACUAUGUAGUGUAACCCAGAUGUAUCGAAAUCAAAGGGGAUCGCAAUAUAGUUAUAUCUAUCUAUAAUUGUAAAUAUUUAGUAUGCCUAGGUGGAGCUUAUCUAAAACCUCCGCAUGUCUUAGAUAAUUUCCCGAGAUUGUGAAAAGCGAGAAUUUAUGGAUUUGCUGCUACAAGGCUGUGUCACACGCACAAAAGUUUACUUUUUUUUACUUAUGAAUGUUGCUCCUGCUCCAUAGUGGUCUACCAUUGACAAUGUGUCGCCUGAAUAAAAGAUUGUGGUGCAUCUGGUGCACGUUGAUGUCGAGAUAAGGUUGAAUUGGACCCAGUACGGAAGCAAACCAGCAAGCGCCGUUCCGACAUCAGCGCACUUGUUCUGUGAAUUGCACCUGUUGUGCCAGGCUGCGUGUAAUACUAGUGUCACAAGGCCAUUUUCGAUCAUAAUUUAAUCGCAUCAGGAGCUGAUUUUUCAAUUACAAGUAGCUCCUUCCUCUAGAUUGCUUAAAGGAGCCAAUCAUGACCAAGAAAUUCGAUCUCGAUCGGGCUCGACAUGAUCGAAAGUGUGCUGUCUGAAACCGUAUUAGCCAUAUGACUGAUCA
Molecule: messenger RNA, 5245 nt
Organism: Dermacentor silvarum
Lineage: Eukaryota; Metazoa; Arthropoda; Arachnida; Ixodida; Ixodidae
Product: gastrula zinc finger protein XlCGF49.1-like
Exons: 4
Coding region: 126-653 (175 amino acids)
Biological process (GO): regulation of transcription by RNA polymerase II
Molecular function (GO): DNA-binding transcription factor activity; RNA polymerase II cis-regulatory region sequence-specific DNA binding
Source: RefSeq, a predicted model, not a curated record